This is a messenger RNA of Orbilia oligospora ATCC 24927, 1398 nucleotides long. RefSeq lists its product as uncharacterized. Lineage: Eukaryota; Fungi; Ascomycota; Orbiliomycetes; Orbiliales; Orbiliaceae. The record is from RefSeq and is a predicted model, not a curated record. The transcript is spliced from 4 exons. Bases 1 to 1398 code for a protein of 465 amino acids.
AUGACUAUUAUUACCGAUCUCCCAAAUGAACUUCUCGAACAAAUUGCCAUAAAACUCCGGACGCAAUAUUACGAUUCAAAUCGGUUCGGGAAUGUUCUGGCGGACUUCUCACUACUGAUCCAAAAGAAUCCGGGGCUCGGGUAUGUGGUUCGAACCCUGGCGAUUGGACCGUGGGAUCCGACUGAGCUGUCGAGCAAUUGGGGGCACAAUGAAUCGUUUAUGAAAAGUUAUGACUUUUUGAAGCGGACGAUCGAACACAAGAGCCUUCAAGAGGAAGACCUUCAUGACCUCGAAGAUCAUCCCAUGAGUGUCCUGGUUGCAGCGUUAUUUUAUUUGCUACCCGGGCUGGGGUAUCUUCACUUAGUCCUGCGGUCGUCAAAACGAGGUGGCCCACUGUUGACGAGAUGGUUGCUUUUGGCAAUGGAUAUUGCCCCUUUACCAUUCGAAGAAAAAAUCAGAGGGAUGGAAUUGGAAUAUAACGAGGUGGAUAGCUCCGAUGUUUUCCCCUGUCGGACGACACUUGGUGCACUUCUAGGGCUCCCCGGGCUUGAACAUGUGAGAUUCGCUUCAGAGGAUGCUGCCGAUUCUCUCCUCCUUACUGGAAUAAAUCCCACAUUGUCGCUCUCGGAAGGGUUGGAAAAACUAUCAUUAACCCUAGAGCCAGAGUCAGAAUUGGCAACGAUCUUACCACCUGCGCAUUCAAAGGCUUAUAAAAGAUUUCGCAGCUUCGACCCAUUUUGCAAGCAGAGGUUGUUAGAUUUAAGGAGUAAAUCUUCUAUCACUGGACUUUCUUUUUACAACAACCCUGGCAGCAUAUUUUCUAUUCCGGAUAUUAUCUAUGCGUCAAAAGAACUGAAAGAGAUCGAUUGCUUUAUUGGAAGUAGAACUAGAGACACUAGAGAGGAUGUGCAGGCUAUUCAUCGAGCACUGUUGGAACAUAAAAAUACCCUCGAGUACCUUUCAAUGAGUUACUACAAAGGGUUCGAUAAUCGACACAACCCGAACUUCCAACUCGACUUCUCGGCUUUUGAAAGAUUAGAAACACUUCAAGUCAGCAUGUUACUCCUGGCAGAUAUUGAUGCACCUCAGAUAGUUAUGGAGGAUGUACUACCCGCCAAUCUUGAAAAUUUGGCAGUGAAGAUACGGUACCCAUCAUUCGCAACCGGUGGUGGGUGUGAUUGGGAUGAAGUAGUAAUUUGCCUAAUUGCUAAAGUCGCAGCAAUGAAGGAUGUAAAACUGCAUAAGCUGAAUAGUGUGGAUGUGAGGGUUAUCAAUCAUCCAGCCAAAGCUUCCGGGAGCUCAAAGUUGAAGGAUGCAAGGAGGAUGAUGGAUGAACGAGGAAUAGAAUUUUCGGCCACAACGUAUGAUCCUAGUGGACUGUUGAACUAUAAGUAUUGA